CACAAUAAUUUCGGGACACUAGUUUGCGAUAUGAUUGUCUUAAUUUUGAUUCUGUUAACGUUGCUGUGUUCCUUUUGUCAGCCUGAGGAACAUUUUGUUUUUGGACAUUUCGGUCUGGAUACGAACACUUACAAUUAUCAUCUCCCUACAGUUGGAAAUAACAAUUUAACACUGGGGUGUACUUGCACAAAGUUUCAAAAAAAUAUUAUUCCUUCGGUGACACUCCGAUUUCUACAAAACAAAAGCACACACUGGAGAUACAUUUGCAUGGCCAAUGUAACAGGAUUUUACUGGCUCAACAAGAAUAAAACAUCGGAAUUUUUCUUUGCUAAUCAACGAUGUGGUUAUCAUGAUCAUUACGGAAACUCAUUUUGCGGUUUGUGGCUUUAUUAUUUAUUUACAUUACGUACAUGUUCGGUUGAUCCAGACUUUACGCCUGUCUUCCAAUGUUAUUAUACCGAUGAUGGAAGUAUUUUCAAAAGCCAUGAAAUGAGGGUAUUUUCGAUAAAAGGUCAAUCUCCAAAGAUGUUGCAGGGUCCAACGAUAAUACGCGGUCGUACGAAAAACAAUACAGAGCUUUAUCGGGUAGGAGAUGUCAUACAGCUGCAGUGUGUUGGAGAAAUUGAAAGUAUAAAUGGUAUACCAAGUGAGAAUAUCAAAUGGUGCAAGAAAACCCCCAGUGGAUUCAGAGAACUAAAAUUACAAGAGCCUCCCCUCACCACUCCAUUGUCUAGCAGCGAAGAUGGUUGCACGCAUGUUCAAAAAUCUGAAAUAUUUUAUCAUUUGACACAAACGGAUGAAGAACUGGAAAUCAUAUGUAUAGCAGGGGAUAGACAUAGCAGAGAAUGUGGACAAUUUGGUAUUAGGUCAAACAUUUUAAUAAAAGCUAGGACUGAAGUUGAUGGCAUAUGGAGAAUGCCACCAAUCAUAAUUUACGACAGCGAUGGUCUUAUUAAUCCUCAGAAUAUUAGAACAUAUGGAACUGGCAAAAUAAUUUAUCUCUUUUGCUCGGCUUCCAUGGUGUCCACUUCUAAAGAGGAGGUAAUGACCUGCUGUGUGAAAAAAGGAGAAAGCAAUGAAAAGUGGACCAAAAUUCGUCUUCAAGAAGAUGAAAUGUACAUUACACUAAAUAACAGUGCUGAAACUGUACAAAUCAGCAGAAUAACCUACCACGUGACAGAAUACGACAAUGUUGUUCACUUUCUGUGUGAAAUGUCAACAUCAUCAAUGAGCACAUGUGGUUCUGGAUCGAGGUCCAUCAAUCUACCAAUUUAUUUUAAUUCAGACAAAAUUCAAAACAGAGCAGCGACUUCAAAGAACCAAGAGACUACUGCUGUUAGCGCCACAAUGUUGCCGCUGAGCUCAACUGAACACCAAGAAAACAACGAAAUUCCAAACAGAACAGCUACUUUGGAGAACAAAGUGACUACAACUGCUAGUCCAACAGUAUCGCCACCGAGAUCAACUGAACACCAAGGAAACAGUACUGUAAUAGUUUUGGCUGCUUUGACGGUACUGCUGUGUGUCCUACUGACCUUAGUUGUUCUGUUUGUGUUUAAGACAUAUAGAAGAGGGGAUACUACAUUAUUUGGUUUUAUAAUCAAGAUUGAACGGUCCAAAUAUUAGGAGCUGCAAAAUAAGUGAUGUUCAACAGGAGUAUGAAGAACUGAAUUUACAGAAUAUUCAUGUAUAGAUUUCAAACUUUUUGACCAAUUCAAAUACUCUGUAUUCAUUUGUGUGGAUGUUAUUAACAGUUUUUGACUGUUUAACAUCAUAAUCCAUUUAUAUAGAUGGCUUCAAAUGUAAUUCUGAUUAAUUUUACAUAAAAAGGGGUCUGGAAA
Messenger RNA from Saccostrea echinata, 1841 nucleotides. RefSeq lists its product as uncharacterized. Lineage: Eukaryota; Metazoa; Mollusca; Bivalvia; Ostreida; Ostreidae. The transcript has 10 exons. The record is from RefSeq and is a predicted model, not a curated record. Bases 31 to 1626 code for a protein of 531 amino acids.